This is a messenger RNA of Arabidopsis lyrata subsp. lyrata, 502 nucleotides long. RefSeq lists its product as uncharacterized. The record is from RefSeq and is a predicted model, not a curated record. Bases 82 to 498 code for a protein of 138 amino acids. The transcript has a single exon. Lineage: Eukaryota; Viridiplantae; Streptophyta; Magnoliopsida; Brassicales; Brassicaceae.
AUAUUGUGCUUCCUCCUCACGAAGAACACAAAAAAAUUCUACAUCUUACUUUCUUCUAAAAACCUAUCUAUCAUCUAAACUAUGGUUGAAGGUGCUGGAACCAUCGUUCCUACUAAGGAAUCAAUCACAUCUUCUCCAUACUAUCUCUCUUCUAAUGAUCAACCUCACCAUGUUCUUACCUCCUUUCUACUGAAUGGGGAAAACUAUGAGAAGUGGGCUAAGAUUGCUCGCAAUAACCUAGCAGCAAAGCACAAACUCGGCUUUGUUGAUGGGUCACUUCUGAAACCUACAUCUGAUUCUCCGGAUUAUCAACGAUGGAUACAAGUUAACUCGAUGUUGUGUGGAUGGCUCUAUGCGAGUCUCGAUCCCAAGAUUCAGAAGGCAAUCUCGUUCGUUGACAACUCAAAAGUCUUAUGGGACAAUCUUCGGAUUAGAUAUUCUAUCGGUAACGCUUCUCGUGUCCACCAAAUCAAAUCUUCUAUUGUUGCCUGCUCUUAAGACG